This is a messenger RNA of Oncorhynchus mykiss (rainbow trout), 2287 nucleotides long. Its product is annotated as calcium channel, voltage-dependent, gamma subunit 8b. Gene Ontology annotation, molecular function: voltage-gated calcium channel activity; channel regulator activity. NCBI's taxonomy places the organism in Eukaryota, Metazoa, Chordata, Actinopteri, Salmoniformes, Salmonidae. Gene Ontology annotation, biological process: calcium ion transport; positive regulation of synaptic transmission, glutamatergic; transmission of nerve impulse. The record is from RefSeq and is a predicted model, not a curated record. Gene Ontology annotation, cellular component: postsynaptic density membrane; AMPA glutamate receptor complex.
AGCAUCUGUGUUGCCCCAAACAGAAGAGCCCUGUUGUAGCCUACAUGCACAGCAGCAAAUGAAUAGCCAGUUUAUUCUGAUUUUCGAGUAGUCAAUCUUAUCCGUUCACAUCACUGAAGAGUUCCUUCGGAUGCGACAAGUUGCUUACGUCGAUGGCUCGUUGUGAGAGAUAGAGGAACGGACGGGCAGACAGAGCGAACUAGCACUCGCGCAACUGGAGGGGAGGGGGAGACGCAUUCUGACGGAGUACACACACGCAUUGGCUACAUCUACUGUAGACAAAUUCCUGUUUCACUGAUGUGUCUGUGUAUCCGCUGUAUAUCUGUUAAAACCAUUUCAUCAUAUGGCUGAGUUAUGUUUAGUAGAGAAAUGACAUACAGUUUCUUACACGGUAUUUUUUUCACGUAAUUUUGUCUUAUUACCCCCUGUUUGUUAUUUCGAGGCCGUUAUUUGUCGUCCACCCCCUCUCUCUCUUUUUCUCUCCAUCUCCUUUUCCUCUCUUUGGGAGUGCGACGGUCUUCGAAUAAGCUUCUGAAAUAAUAAGCCGGCAGUAGCCCAACUAUCAUGUCCUCCUCAGUGACUGCUUCCUGUGAAUAAGAGGACCAGAGCGAGAGCAUCCAAUCACAAUCGAGAGCCUCCACCAGCACAUCUUUCCAGUGAGAGAGAGAGAAAGAGAUAGAGGCCAAAGAGAGAGAGAGAGAAAACGAGUGCAGGAAGGAGAGGGGGAGAGAGUGAGAACAGUCGAUGGAUGCUGUCCGGAUUGAGGGGACAGUGCAUUCUUCAUUAACGAGGAAAAGAAAGAUUUCAAAAUGGAGUCGAAGGAUAGAAACUCGGCGGCAGGGAUGGUUUGUGAGAAGGGGAUCCAGAUCCUCCUCACCACCGUGGGGGCCUUUGCAGCCUUCUGCCUGAUGACGGUUUCUAUAGGGACGGACUACUGGCUGUACUCCCGCGCCUCCAUCUGCAACAGCACCCGCAACCACUCAGACGACCCCCACAACAAGGACAAGAAGGACCCCGGAGCCCUCACCCACUCUGGCCUCUGGAGGAUCUGCUGCCUGGAAGGGGUGAAGAGGGGAGUGUGUUCUCAGAUCAACCACUUCCCUGAGGAUGCUGACUUUGACCAUGAUGGGCCAGAGUAUGUUCUACGUAUGGUCAGGGCUUCCAACAUCUUCCCUAUCCUCAGUGCUAUCCUGCUGUUGAUGGGAGGGGUGUGUAUCGGUCUCAGUCGCUUCUAUAAGCACAAGAGGAACAUCGUCCUGGGAGCAGGCAUUCUCUUUGUGGCUGCAGGUCUGAGCAACAUCAUCGGUGUGAUCGUGUACAUCUCUGCAGCGCUGGGAGACAUCUCCCCUAAGAAGGACGAGGACAAGAAGUGGCAGUACAGCUACGGCUGGUCCUUCUACUUCGGAGGCCUGUCCUUCAUCAUGGCUGAGAUGGUGGGCGUUCUGGCCGUCAACAUCUACAUCGAAAAGAACAAGGAGCUUCGCUGCCGCUCGCGCACUGACAUCUUCAAGGGGACCACGCACGCCAUGCUCCGCCUACCCAGCUACCGCUUCCGCCGUCGCUCCCGCUCCUCAUCCCGCUCUACUGACCCCUCACGCUCCCGAGACCCCUCGCCGGUGGGGGGAGGCGGGGGGAAGAACUUUGGCCUGCCCCCCUCGGCCAUGCUCUCCCAGGGGCCCAUGUCUGUGGCCACGCUGCCCAACCCUCACUCUCGCUCCCACACCACCCUGGCGGGGGGCGACAUCUCCCUCUACACUCUGUCCCGCGACCCCAAGCUGGCUGGCCUGCCCCCCAUGUACGGCACCGUGGACCGCGCCACCCUCUACCAGCUCCACAACUGCUUCCCCAAGGACGGGGGAGGAGGGGGAGGAGGGGGUGUGAUGAUGAGCGGCACACUGCCCUCUCUGAAGUCCCACAACCCCUCGCUGUCCCAGAAUUCCUCCAACUCCAACGCACCCAUGGGCAACUCGGUGGGCUCGGGGCCCCCACCCUUCUCCUCGUCCACGGUGGAGAGAGAACGAGGGAUGGGAACGCUGGACAGGCUAAAGGGAGAUAGAGAGAGCAACUCCAAUACGCUCAACAGGAAGACAACACCCGUGUAGAGAGGAGGGGGGGAGAGGGAGGGAACGCUGGACAAGCUAAAGGGAGAUAGAGAGAGCAACUCCAAUACACUCAACAGGAAGACAACACCCGUGUAGAGAGGAGGGGGGGGAGAGAGGGAGGGAACAGGGAAGGAAGAGAGAGAGAGCAACUCCAAUACGCUCAACAGGAAGACAACACCCGUGUA